GCCAUGGUUGGGAAGAUGUCUGCAGGUGAUUUAAAAGAUCUGGAGUGAAGUUGAUGGUUCUAUUUUGAGAAUUCUCAAAUCUAUGAGCAAGUAUAUGUAUAGAGUGAUAGUCCCAAGUUGGUGAUAUAUAAUCGACUGUCAUCUCCGACAACACUGGCAUUUUUAAAUAUAUCAACCACAAAGUUCAAUCCAAUGUUCUUCACCGCACUCUGGGCAAGAAGCCAAUGAAUGUCGUAUCAGGAAAAGGCAUCUCGUUUACCCUCGACUCUGAUGAGACCAUCAUCGAUGCUGCCUCAGGCCCUUCCGUGGCGUGCCUGGGGCAUCACCAGCCCGAGGUCACCGAAGCAAUGCUGCGUCAUCUCAACAGCAAUAUCGCAUAUGCCUAUUCCGGAUCUGCAUUUACUACUAAUGCCACCGAGGAACUGGCAUCGUUGUUAUUGCAAGGCCGACCUGGGGGCCUUUCCAAGGUAAUCUUUGUGAACUCCGGCAGUGAAGCGACCGAUGCUGCUGUCAAACUGGUCAUACACUACUGGCAGGAGAAGGGGGAGAACCGGACUCAUUUUAUCGCCCGGAGGCAGAGUUACCAUGGAAAUACUAUAGGUGCUCUGUCUGUGUCUGGUCACGAAGGACGUCGGGGAAUAUGCAAGAGCUUCAUGUCUUCAAAUGUCUCGUUUGUGGAUCCGUGCUAUGAAUAUCGUAUGAGGAAGAGCGACGAAACAUCAGGAUAUUGUGUUGAUCGCCUGGGUCAGCAACCUGAACAAGAAAUUCUGCGAGUUGGUCCUGAGAAAGUGGCUGCGUUUGUUGCAGAGACAAUCAGUGGCACCACUUUGGGAUGCGUGACGGCGGUCCAUGGCUAUUUCAAAAGGAUCAGGGAGAUAUGCGAUCGAUAUGGAGUUCUGCUUAUUCUUGAUGAGAUUAUGUGCGGCAUGGGUAACACUGGCACGAUGCAUGCCUGGCAAGACGAAGGCAUUCGAGGACCAGAUAUCCAAACCAUCGGAAAGGCAUUGGGUGGUGGAUUCAUUCCACUGUCUGCUGCUUUGCUUCAUGAGAAGAUCUUUGACGCUUUGUGCGGUGGGAGUAAGGCAUUGGCUCAUGGGCAUACAUUUCAAGCCCAUCCUCUUGCAUGCGCAGCUGCAGUUGCAGUCCAGAAGAUCAUCCAACGGGAUAACCUCUUGGAGAAGCUGCUCCACGCUCGCUUUGCCUGUCUGCCAUUUGUUGGCGAUAUUCGAGGUCGUGGUCUAUUCCGGGUAGUUUAAUUUGUGCAAGACACAGAAAGACGACUUCCAUUUGCUAUUGAAGAGCAAUUCUCCGAUAAAGUCGUAGAGGAGGCGUUGCAAUUGGGACUUCAUAUUCUGGGCAAUUUGGGCCGUACUGGGGAAUAUCACGUCGACCAUGUCAUCAUUACACCACUGCAUACUGUCACUGCAGAGGAGAUUCAUACGAUCGUGGAGCUAUUGGAGCAGGCUAUUGUGACUGUUAGUACAAAAUAUCAUGCUUAAAAUGGAUAGAAUGAUCAUCAUCGAUUACAGGCGGC
Molecule: messenger RNA, 1534 nt
Organism: Aspergillus wentii DTO 134E9
Lineage: Eukaryota; Fungi; Ascomycota; Eurotiomycetes; Eurotiales; Aspergillaceae
Exons: 3
Coding region: 225-1256 (343 amino acids)
Cellular component (GO): cytosol
Molecular function (GO): transaminase activity; pyridoxal phosphate binding
Source: RefSeq, a predicted model, not a curated record